AAUGGAGAAACAGUUGGCAGAAUAUCGAGCUAAAAAGGAAAAAGAGAGAAGAUCUCAACAGUCUUGGACCGAUUACUUAUUCAGAGGACGAAAGGAACCUUCACCAAGAGGUUCUGAAUCGGCAGAAACAAGACAAAAUAUUACACAAACCAAAAAUGUCUCCCACAUACAAAAUGGAGAAGUAAUCUAUCAUGAAACAGAAGAGGAAGUCAAUGACAGUUCUAAUCGAAAAUAUUUUACCCUUCAAAACAUUUUAAUUGUUAUAUUAUGGUUGUUGUGUUGGAAAAUAUUUAUCGAACUUCAAUUUGGUGCUGUGUUUUUCCUAAUUUCUGGAUUCUUAUUUAUCUAUUUUAACACAAGAACUGGACCUAAAAGUUCUAGAUUAAGUGCCUAUUCUGUUUUUAAUCCAAAUUUUGAAAGAUUGGAAGGAACAUUGACAGCAGAACAGUUUGAAAGUGAACUAUUACGACGUCCUGUUAGUAAAGAUGACAGUUAAAAUAUCAAUAAGACCAAGGAACAGAAAAACAUUGGAUAGAUGUGAUGGGAGAUGCUUAUUCAUUCCUUCAUUCAUUUAAAGAUACAGAUAGCUUACCGGCAUUGCAAAAUUUUCUCAAAGAUUUGUAAAAAUAUUUCUUCACCCAAACCUCAUCAAGUGACUUACAAUAUUUAUGUGGUGAUAGGUGUCUAGUUUAGGAAUCUAAUUCUCAUUUUCAUUACAUAAUUAGCCCUCUUGUAAAAUGUAUUACAAUAUUUAAAUGGUAUCUUUGGUAGCAAAUGAGAUUUUUAAAAUGUAGUGUAGGUUUACAUUCAUUACUUCCUUAGCUCCCAUAGAAAAUGCAUCAUAAUAUUUUAAUGGCAUCAUCUGUGGUACAUAGGGUUUUUCCGAUACACAUCAUAUAUUUAAUAAGAAUAAUUUAAGUAUAACUGAAGAUAUGUAUGAUAAUUUGUUAAACUCUAUGAUAUUGUUAUAAAUUGUUCUGUU
Messenger RNA from Lottia gigantea (owl limpet), 982 nucleotides. RefSeq lists its product as hypothetical. The record is from RefSeq and is a predicted model, not a curated record. The annotation marks the transcript as partial. NCBI's taxonomy places the organism in Eukaryota, Metazoa, Mollusca, Gastropoda, Lottiidae. The transcript has 2 exons.